Dovyalis caffra is the source of this 1038-nucleotide messenger RNA. Lineage: Eukaryota; Viridiplantae; Streptophyta; Magnoliopsida; Malpighiales; Salicaceae. The record is from the annotation of a GenBank genome assembly.
AUGGGUUCCAGAUCUAAGAUCGACAAUCCCCACUCUGGUGAUGGAGCCAGCCCCGGGAAAAUUUUUAUUGGAGGAUUGGCCAAAGACACCACAUAUGCCACAUUUAACAAGCACUUUGGUAAAUAUGGGGAGAUAACUGAUUCAGUUAUUAUGAAGGAUCGGUACACAGGUCAACCUAGGGGUUUUGGGUUUAUAACCUAUGCUGAUCCUUUUGUUGUUGACAAGGUUAUUGAAGACACUCAUAUAAUCAAUGGAAAACAGGUUGAGAUUAAAAGGACUAUUCCUAAAGGUUCUGGGCAGUCGAAGGAUUUUAAAACAAAGAAGAUAUUUGUUGGCGGGAUUCCAUCAGCUGUGACUGAAGAUGAGUUCCAGAAUUUUUUUUCCAAAUAUGGGAAAGUAAUGGAACACCAGAUUAUACGUGAUCAUGAAACCAAUCGUUCCCGUGGAUUUGGAUUUAUAAUUUUUGAUAGUGAAGAAGUUGUUGAUGAAAUGUUAUCCAAUGGAAAUAUGAUUGAUAUGGCUGGUGCCCAGGUGGAGAUCAAGAAAGCUGAACCAAAGAAAGCCUCAAACCCACCUUCUGCUCCUGCAUAUGGUAGCAACCCUAGGGGUCGUUCUUUUAAUAAUGAUAAUUAUGGUGGAUUUGGUGGUAUGUAUGAGGGGUUUGGGCCUGGCCCUUAUAGGACACCUGGUCUGUCUAGUAGACUCAGUAGUGCAUAUGGUUAUGGUAGUGGUGCUGGGGACUUUGGUGGUGGUUAUGGAAAUUUUGGAGGGAAUAGCUUAGGAGCUUACAGGGGUGAAGCAGCCUCCCUUGGUUAUUCGGGUCGCUAUGGGCCUUAUGGAGGUGGAUUUGGUGGGGGUUAUGGUGCUAGUGGCUUAGGAGGUUAUGGUCGAGCAAGUGAGGGAUAUGGAAGUUAUGCAGCUGCUGGUUAUGCCAGUGGUUAUGAAUCUAGUCCAGGCACUAGUUAUGGAGGAGCAGGUGGCCUGUAUGGAAGGGGAGGCUAUACUGGCGGUAGUCGUUACCAUCCUUAUGCAAGGUAG